This is a messenger RNA of Phlebotomus papatasi, 5029 nucleotides long. RefSeq names its product D-glucuronyl C5-epimerase B (gene Hsepi). The coding region runs from base 323 to 2053 and encodes 576 amino acids. Gene Ontology annotation, molecular function: heparosan-N-sulfate-glucuronate 5-epimerase activity. Gene Ontology annotation, biological process: heparan sulfate proteoglycan biosynthetic process. The record is from RefSeq and is a predicted model, not a curated record. The transcript has 4 exons. Lineage: Eukaryota; Metazoa; Arthropoda; Insecta; Diptera; Psychodidae. Gene Ontology annotation, cellular component: Golgi apparatus.
GCUUCCAAAGAUAAUUUUAGCUUGGUGCUUCCGUAUGUUUGAUUGUGUUUUUGACUGAUAUUAGUGAAAAAGAGGUCUGUGGUCUCGGAAAAAGUGCUCUAUCUCCUGGAUAUUCCAACAGAAGUCCCUGAAAAGAGUGAUAAAAGGUGGUAGAGGGGUGCUGAAAUGUCAGACUGAAGAAGAAAAGCGAGGAGAUGGACGAGGAAAAGUGUCAAGUGAUUAAUUUAUCAUUCCCCUCGUAUAUUGAGGACUGAGAGAGUGGAACUUUCCGGGGAAAUCCAGAUUCCGAGUAACACCCUUUCGUCCAGGUUGAGGCGUAACCAUGAUGCGCCUCAAUCUAAAGUUCAUCCUAGGACUCCUCUGUCUCAUUGUCCUGGCUACAUUUUCGCUCUGGACUCAAUGCGGGGACUCUGCUCUCGGACGGAGUCUUGUGCCCAAAUGGGAUAGGAGAUCUUUCUCGGGCAACCAACAACCAGAGCAGACGGAGGAGAUAGACUGCUUUAUUAAUCAGGAAUACACAAUUAGCUGCCGGAAGGAGGGUGAUGAGGUCUACUUGCCCUUUUCGUUUCUGCACAAAUACUUUGAGGUCUAUGGCUCCCUCAGCACCGUGGACGGCACCACGAGAUUCGACUGGGCGCACAGUUACGGAAAGGUCAAUUAUCCGAAGGGUGUCUACGACCCCAGAGGCAUUUUCAUGUAUUUCGAGAACUACAACGUGGAGAUGAGGGAUCGCGUGAAAUGCAUCUCAGCAAGUGAAGGAGUCCCCAUCUCAACCCAGUGGGAAAGUCAGGGAUAUUUCUACCCCACGCAAAUUGCUCAAUUCGGUCUGUCGCACUACAGCAAGAAUCUGACGGAGCCAGAACCGCGCCGAAAAGUGGUUGAAGAUGCUGAGAAAAAUAGGGGUGAGUGGCAUGUCCCCAGGGAAAGUGCUUUCAGGAGGCAUUUUGAUAACAAGGUUGGAAGUAUGGUAGUGCAGUUUGCAACUGGAGGAAACUUGGAUAGCGCAGUUAGUUUGCAUAUGGAUCAUGUACUGGACCUUGUGCUGAGCCUUGAUAUACAGCUAAAAGUCAAUAGUACAUUUUCGGUUGGUUUGCAACACCGGGAAACUAAAAGGGAAUUCAUUAUACACUAUAUUGUAUCGGAUUUGAUGUUAAGUGUGCAGGAGGAGAAUGUCUAUUAUGGGUUGGGGAUGGGAGGUCUGGAUUCUAAUGGAACAAUGGGAUGGAGGCACCUUACGAGAGAUCUGCUUGUGGAUCUCCAGAAAGGUAUACCUGCAGCCGUGACAUCUGGUGGAGAGAAGAGACGUAAACUACGUAGGACUGAGGUCCGCAUUACUAGGUUAUCCUUUGUAGGCGCUGGCGCCUUUGACAACGUCACUCUGUCCACUAGUGAGCACAUAGCUCACUUUUACGAUGCUGCAGAGUGGUUUGUUAGGCAUCAAGACCCUGUAACAGGAGGAUGGGCAAAUUCCGUAAGGAGACGCCUAGGAUCAGGUUUUGCAGAGUUACCUAAUGGUUGGUACUCAGCUAUGGGGCAAGGUCAUGCAAUAUCUCUUCUAGCACGAGCCUAUCAUCAUUCCCGGGGCGACACUCGCUUCUUGCGGGCCGCCAUUGAGGGUCUUAAACCCUUUCGGGUGCCGUCGUAUCAGGGUGGGGUUCUGGCUACAUUCCUAGGCAAAUAUGCCUGGUAUGAAGAAUAUCCAACAUCCCCACCCUCCUUUGUUCUCAAUGGUUUUAUAUACUCCCUUUUGGGCCUUUAUGAUCUCAACUCCACAGCCCCACAAGGGCAUUGUGCCGAAGCCGGAGCCCUCUUUGAGCAAGGUAUGACGUCCCUCAAGCACAUGCUUCUGCUAUAUGAUACAGGCUCCGGGACAAGUUAUGACCUACGCCAUUUUACACUUGGCAUUGCGCCUAAUCUUGCCCGCUGGGACUACCAUGUCACCCAUGUCAAUCAGCUUCUUUUGCUAACAACCAUCGACAGGGAUCCUGUGAUUGAGCAGACGGCUAAGAGAUGGCAGGGCUAUAUGGUGGGUAAGAGGGCCCAGCACAAUUGAAUUCUCUAUGGCAGAAACUUACAAAAUGGUAGAUGACUGUUUACAGUUUACACUAAUGCACAGAUAAUUCCAAUUUUUUAUAUUAAACAAAAAUUAAUUAUUCACCCUUGAAAAGUCUGGAAAAAUUUUAUUACAAAAAAAUAAUAUAUAGUAAUAUUAGAAUUUUUCCAUGUCAAAGAAUCUAUUGGAGGGUUUUUCUUAGAAGAUGGAACAAUAGUUGCAAUAAUUUAGCAAUUUUGCAAUGCAGCAUUAAACGAUUAGGGAAUAUUGAUGGUUGGAGUAUUCGACUUGAGAAAGUUGGUCUACUCGAAUUAUUCUUGUGUUUUGUAUAAAAUGGGAUAAAGACUAUUUUUUGAUUUCAAGCUGUCAGAUUAUAACAUGAAAAUUAUUAAUAAUGUUUGAUGUCCUAAAAAUGUAAAAGUUUCCACUGAUAAAUUUCAGUUUUUGGAUUUUAGAAGCGUCUUUCAAAAUAAACAAUUGUUAAAUUCAUAACGUUUUAGUUUAGAUAAAUUUCAAGCGUCUCAAUGCAACUUGUUUCAAAGUCGAAUAAUCCAAGCACAGAUGACUUUUGAAUCUUUUAUCACGAAUAUGCUGUUAUUUGGGUAUAUCAAAUUAGAGGCAAAGAAAAACGCUAUUGAAUAUUAAUUAUUAUUAAAGAUGAAAACUUAAUAGAGCAACGCUUGUGCAGUAGAAAAUAUUUCAAGAAUUUAACAAUAGGAGCAAUGUUAGUUAAUAUUUUCUGCUUCUGUUGAAGUUAUACAGUGACUUAUUUACGAAUUUAUGGAUUGAAUUAAUGAACAGAAAUUAUUUUACACGCGCAAUUAAUACUAGAUUUUUUUUUUAAUUCUUAUCAUUGGUUUAUACUGCAAUUUUUCGAUUAUAAUAUUAUGCAACAGCAUUUUGUGCUUUUUAUGUUAUGUGAUUUUUCUUGGUUGGGUCCAGUAAUUGACGAAAAAGCUCUUCAUUUUGAUUUUAAUUUGCUUUUACAUCCGUAAUCUAGGGAGAAUCAGUUUUGAUAUUUUUUGGUGCUAUGGUAAUCAUAAUUCCCAUUCUAUUGAACCAAUUUAAUUCUUUAUAAGGAAAUAAGUGAAAGUCCUGAAACAGCCGAUAAUUCCCUAUAACUAUUAAAUCAACAUCAGAGGCACUUAAAAUCAAGUGCAGAAGGUUAAAAGGCAUAGAAGAAUAUUUUUUAGGAACUCUUGACAGAUAUUUUGAAAACAAUAUUCUAGACAUCUAGAUAAUGUCAAAUAUUUAUUAUGCGUCACUUUCGUCUUUUUUUCAUUUUCCUUAUAAAAUGCUUAUUCGGUUCUGUAGAAUCGAAAUAAUGGUUCUUUAAAUACCAAAAACAAAAUAUGGUUUGAGCAAAAACGAAAGGAAAAGCAAAUCAAAAUUAUAGUGUUGAGCAUUUCUUACAUUAUUGUACCUAAGCUAUGAAAAAAUGCUGAAAAAUUUACAAAACAGUUGCAUAGUAUAAUAAAUCUCUGUGCUAAUAAUAAGUGACUUUUCCAAAUUUAAAAAAAAAAAUGCAACAUAAAUUCAAAAUAGAUGCUCAGAAAAAAUGUGAAAAUUGAAGAAAAUAAAUAUCUCAGAAAUUUAUCACAAAGUUGUAAAAUCAAAUGGAGCUUAAUAGAGAUAUUGCCCAAUAGUAUGCAAGGGGCAGCAAAACGUACCUUAAUAAAAAUAAAAUUUUCUGAACAAUUUCUCGUACCUUAAGUUUAUGUUUAUUUUUUUCUCGAUAAAUAGAGCGAUAAAAUUGAAGAAUUUAAUAUUUUUAUGACUUUAAUAAAAUGUUGAUAAUUUUAUUGCGUACAAGUUUUUUUUUAAUACUUUAUAAAGCAAAAUUGUGUGUGAAAGAACUUGUGAAAUGUGUUUAGAAAAGUUAUAUUUUCGUAGUGAAAAAAUUGUGUGUUGGAGAGAGCUUAAAAAUACGAGGAUGAAAUGAAGAAAAACAGUUUUUAGACUUUAGAUAAUUCUAUAUUUUUAGAGAGCACUAAUCACAUUAAUAUUUUUACAUGAAAAUAUAAAAGAAGAAAAAACUGAAGAAAAUCAAUAAGAUGUAAACUUAUAUAAAAAACUUAACUAAAAGGAAAAUCAAAGAAUAGACAUCUCUUUUCCAUUUUCCUAUUGGAUAGAAAAAAAAAACAAUAACAAUUCUCACCUUCUUGUACAUAAAAUUUUACUAAGAAAAAAAAACCUUCAAAAUAAAGAAAUUGCCAAGACAAACUUUUAAAAUGAUCUAUCAAACAGUUUAUUACGUAGGGCAGUUGGUUUUGUAUUAGAACAGAGAAAAAUGUAGUUGGAAAGAGAAUAAAAUAAAUUCGUAAAUGAAACCCUUUUCUUCCAAUGUGUCAAUUUGCAAAUUGAAAUUUGUACCAUAGAAAUAAAACAAAAAAAUAAGAAAUGAUGGUUAUAGAUUAAAAUCAAUGGACUAAUGUUGAGAAUGAAGUGAUUAAGAUUUUGUAUUGCAACUUCAAAUACUUAUUAUUUUUUUAAUAUAAUUUCUUUAUAAAGCUGAAUUUUAACAAAGACUGUGCUAGUUUCCUGAAAAAAGUCACAGCUUAAAACUUUCACGAUGCUUUAAAACUUUUACCGUAAAUUUAAUUUAAACUUUUUCCUCACAAGUAAAAACAUUUUAUUGAAUUUUCUUGUUAGUCAACCAAGCGCGGACGGAUAUUUUUUAUUAGAAUUCAUGUGACAAUAACUUUAAUGUACUUAAAAAGAAAAAAUCGCAAAAUAUUGUAUUUGCAGUGAAAACAAAAUCUUUCACUGAUUAAAUACCGAAGAAAUCUUUAAAUUAAUGGGCACUAAAUGUAAAUUAAUUAAAAUACAAAAAAAAACACACAGCAUGUAGCAAAGUGAAGCAAAUAAUCAUUUAGCACUUGUAGAGUUGAAAAAAAAAACAAUGUAAUCAACCCCUCUAAUUACCCCCAAAAUGAGAUUUCAAUAAAAAGAAACAAUCAAGAUAAAUUAUGCAAA